AUGGGUGGUGGAGAGAGGUACAACAUUCCUGUUGCAAAAUCAAAAUAUGGUCCCAUGAAGAACCAGCAGAUAAAUGGGCGACAGAAUGGGCGACAAUGGUGCAAAGAUCCAAAUGUGUCCCAGGUGAAGAUGAGGCAAAAGGGAGAAAGAGAUGAAGGCUGGCACAUGCAUAAAGAAGGGAAGAGUGCUGUCUGUUUCAGUGCUUAUGGUCCUACCUGGAGCACCCACUUAACAUCAGAGAGCAGUCAGAACUAUGCCGGAGCUAAAUUUAGUGAGCCACCAUCCCCGAGUGUUCUACCAAAACCACCAAGCCACUGGGUACCUGUUUCUCUAGGAUCUACUGAUAACAGAGAAGCCAUGAGCUUUAAACUGAAAACCUUACUUAAAGUGCAGGCUUGA
Messenger RNA from Protopterus annectens (West African lungfish), 399 nucleotides. It is a transcript of the gene PNRC2, whose product is annotated as proline rich nuclear receptor coactivator 2. The record is from RefSeq and is a predicted model, not a curated record. The transcript has a single exon. Bases 1 to 399 code for a protein of 132 amino acids. Gene Ontology annotation, biological process: nuclear-transcribed mRNA catabolic process, nonsense-mediated decay. Lineage: Eukaryota; Metazoa; Chordata; Ceratodontiformes; Protopteridae. Gene Ontology annotation, cellular component: P-body; nucleus.